GUGCCUCAUGGUCUUCGUGAUAAAUAAAAAGAGUAAUAAAAAUGUUCGCGUACGUGAAAUUUGUCGACAGUGCGUGUGAGAGUGAAGUGAAACAUAAAAACUUAAAAAUUGUACCGGUGACGGACAUUUAUAAUUUUCAAAAAUAUGCGAAUAAUAAAACGCGAGUGUUUAGAGUGAAAUGUGGGGAGAAAUGGUGUUUCGCCACAAUCGGCUUAACCGCACCUAGUAAAGAAGAUAUGGAGGUGAAAUUGCUGAGAGGACCUCGAGCCAAGUUCCCGGGGUCAGCCUUGCGGAAGGAGAAUUCAGAUUUACAACACCAAAGCAACGACAAAAAGCAGAAAAACUCAAAGAAGAAAUUGAAAAGACGAGUUUCUUCUCCUGAAGAAAAGGAAAUUUCUUCAAAAAAAAAAAUUAAACUAGAGCCACCCACUGCAACCACUCUUUCAUUAUCUGACGAUGAAACUAGGGAUAUUAACGGAAAAGAAGAAUCUAUCUAUCUAUCUAUUGAAAAAGAAAAUAUUGUUGUCCAAAAUCUGGGAGAAGUAAAAUCAAAAAUUGAAGUUGAAUUUCAACAGGUGCAACCGCCCACUGCAACCGCUUUCACAUCAACUGAAGAUAAAAUUACGGGAAAUGACCUAAAAGAAGAAUCCAUUGAUAAUCUAAUUAAAAAUGAAGACAUUGUUUUACAAAAUUCGGGAGAAGCGGAAUCAAACAUUCAAGUUCAAAUUGAACAGGUGCCGAAUCAAGUACAAGAGCAGCAACGGGGGCAAGAGCAGGAACAAAAUGAGAAGGACCUAAUUGAAGUUCCCCCCAAUGAGAAAAAUAAAAUAAAAAUAAAUCGAUACAGUUUAGUAAAUAAUAAUCAGAUCUAUCUUGGCGCUGGCGUCCUUGUUGACAAAGACGAUUGGGCAACAAUCAACAAAAGAAAAAGAAAGGAUUCAUUGUGGAUAUUAAGCGUAAUUGACCUGUUCUAUCCAAGUGGAUUGAAAGAUAGGUGUAUCGACCCUAAAAAAGUCCGACAAAGGGAAGAUGGUCGGGUGAAAACCCCAUUAACACCAAAAAAAAUCAAAGCUAUGGAAAGGCUAUACCGUGAUCGAUUAAAAAAGAGUGGUAUUAAUGGAAUGAGAGCACUUCAGGAAGAAGUAAAGCUAGUAAGAAGGAAGAUAACUCAAACAAUAAACGAUUUAAAUAAAAAAUCAAAGAAUCCGAUACAGCAAGACUCUGAUACAGAGUAGUAUUUCGUACUCAAUUUUGAUAUUUCAUUUCUUAUAAUGAAAAACAAUUUGAAAGUUAAUAUAAAUGUUUUUUACGGUCUUGUUUAUUCAGGUCGCGUUUUCUCACAGUAAGAUUUAAUGGGUACGUGACCAUUAAAUAACCUUAAAUUUUUUGCAUAAUUAUUAGAUGAAACGCGAACCAAAGUUGAUUUGAUUUCAUUUACACUGUGAUUUACAUUUAGUAUUUAUAUGGGCAAAUCCACAGAACCGGCCGAUUUCAUGUUACUCACAUAUUUUUCUAUUUUAGAAGUAUUAUAUUAAUUAUUUUCAUACUUCAACCAUUUUGUAAUAUCUCUGAGAACCUAUUGAAAUAAGAAAAUUGAAUAAAUGUGAACCUUCUAGUCUUUUAUAAAAAAUAAAAUCGAAUUAAGUAACUUAAAAAAUGGAAUUUACGGUGUUACUCCAGGUAUAAAUUUUAAUUCUUAUAGGUGUAACUUGUUCGGCAUAGAUCCGAACAAUUCCAAACUGUGGUGAAUUAUAGUUUACUUAUUGAAGAAUGUUUUGAAAGUAAUAAAAAAUAUGUGCUCUUAAAUAAAAAGAAAUGAUAGUCGUUGAAAGUAGCGUUACUCAUUAUUUUAUAAUAAUGAAAUGUCUAUACAUUUUUGUAAAUAUAUUUUGCGGCGAUUAUUCGAUUUGAAUUUUUCAAAUUGGAGCUUAUUGCUUGUGAACAGACGAACAAAUGUAUGUAUCAUAGAAUAGAGUGCAAUCAGAAUUAAAGAAAAUAUUCCAAUAAUUAUCACUCUAUGUUUAAGCGUGAACCAUUUUCAACAUAGCCUUUUUUCAGUAGCACAACUACAGGAUAAAAUAUGAUGAGAUGAAAACAUGUGUGAUUAUAUAAAGACAUUAUUAUAAUUCUUGUAUGCAAACGCCAAAUUAUAUUUUCAAUUUAUAACGUCUACAAAUUAAAAAUAAAAAAAAAUUUAUCGAAAUUUAACUA
Messenger RNA from Leptopilina boulardi, 2211 nucleotides. RefSeq names its product BEN domain-containing protein 5-like. Lineage: Eukaryota; Metazoa; Arthropoda; Insecta; Hymenoptera; Figitidae. Bases 42 to 1235 code for a protein of 397 amino acids. The transcript has 5 exons. The record is from RefSeq and is a predicted model, not a curated record.